AUGACAAAUGUUUUAAAUAAUAUUACUUAUCAAACGAUAUUGAAGAUUUCUACCAUGGUUCGUUACGGCUUUACUACCUAUUCGAGUACCGAUGUUGCGGCGGAUCAAAAUUUGUUUGUCCGUCCGAUUAAAUCAAAACAUCCAAUUGGCCCAUGUGCAAUUAUAUAUUCGAGUGGUACAGCAGGAACUCCGAAAGAUUUGUCUGAAGACGCUAGGAAAUCAGCUUUAAUCUCGUUCAAGCAGUCAUUAACGGAAGAACCUAUUGAAAACAAAUUUAGGACCGCUUCUCCUAUAUUUUGGUACACGGGAAUUGAAUUAAUGAUGAUCGGUAUUCAUUCUGGCAAACCAAGACUAUUAUUCUCGACAAAACCAACCACUGAACAAAUACUUGAUUCAAUAGACAAAUGUCAAGCAACAUUUUUAAUGACUGGUGUAGCUGCAAUCAAUGAAAUGAUGUCCUGUCAAAUGGCAAAUGACCACAAGUAUAAUAUCCAGAGUUUAACGACAUUCGUACUUGGUGGGUCUCCGAUAUCGUUAGCUCGGAUGGAAACUGGCGAAUGUUUAGGCCCCGAUACUAAAAGCGAUAUUCGUAUUAAAUCGGUGUCCAACGGGAUGGGAUAUGUCAACAACGACAUGAAAAAAAAAACGAUUUGUUCGUACGUUGAGGACGGUUGGUUAAGCAGCGAUGAUGUUGUAUACUAUACAGACGAUUGCUGUUUGUUCAUUGUCGGUCGGAUUAAAUUGUUGAUGAUUUACAAGGUCCAGAGUGUACGAUGA
Messenger RNA from Rhopalosiphum padi (bird cherry-oat aphid), 777 nucleotides. RefSeq lists its product as uncharacterized. Gene Ontology annotation, molecular function: long-chain fatty acid-CoA ligase activity. NCBI's taxonomy places the organism in Eukaryota, Metazoa, Arthropoda, Insecta, Hemiptera, Aphididae. The record is from RefSeq and is a predicted model, not a curated record. Gene Ontology annotation, biological process: fatty-acyl-CoA biosynthetic process; long-chain fatty acid metabolic process.